AUGAAAUUGGUAAGUGUGUAUGCACCAUUCGCCACCACACUGAAUCAAUCGUCUCCACUGAUGAAAGUCCUAAAUAAAUAUAAAUCCGCUGGACACGACAAUCAAUACGAGCUUGAUUUUGCAUAUCUAAAACCUUUUACUACAUAUGUGCAAUUUUACAUCAAGAAAUACCAAUCGUUUCGAUUCGUUAAGACGGUCAUCUUUCAAAACGAAGAUGUCCGAUCCGAAGAUAUUGAUCCGUCCACGCACAAUACCUGCUGCGCCUAUUUACAUUUCGAGUCACCUUAUUGUCAGGCUAUGCUGAUCACAUUAUCAGUUUGCAAAAACUAUACAAUCCAUAACGGUAAUAUUGAACUAGACGCGCCUUCAAAUCGCUUUGUAAUUGAUUAUCCAUAUAUUAACGUGGAACAAUUUUUCUGGUACGAGACGAAACUUCCGACACUGGUGUCUGCCCUUCGCACAAGAGGAGUGUCAAACGUCGUGAUCAAUUUUAAACCUGGAGUAAACGUGUUGAAAAUAUGGGGUGGACUGCCGGCCAAGUAUUCGCUGACAAUCGAAUCGACGGUAGACUUCUCCCUCUUACAUACGGUGCAAGCCGUUUACGAAAAACUCAACGAGCAACCAAAAUCGUUGACGUCCUUACUCGUGUCUUUAAAGCAAACGUUUACAAAUCUAUGUUCUACGGAGCCAAAUACAGGUGACCGUGGACAAGCCUUACUAAAGUUUUACUCUUCAUUUAUGCCACAGUCCGCCAACAACGAAACCGAAUUGAAGAAAAUUGAAAGAUUAUCGAAUAUUUCGAAACAAGUUCAAACAGCUAUGGUAAACUGUUUAGAGAGUAAAUCCCUUAAUGAUGUAAACGCUACGACAGAAUUAUACACGGAAUUACAAGAAUUAUUACAAAACAAAACAUUGGGACUAAAACAGAUUACCGAAUUUGUUUCGAAACAAAAAAUAAUACAAAAACCAAAAGCUGCUCAAAGUACUAAAAAAAUGAAAACCGAUAGGUCUAUAGUGAUAAAAAAAUCUCUUAUCAAAUCUAAAAUAACACAUGGUAAAAGUACUCCCACGACAAUUUCGUCCAAAGUGCAUAUUAAACCAACGACAUCAAAACUUAUUUAUGCAAAUAUGUUUGAAGUAUUAUGCAAUGUAUUUCAUUCUGAUGAGAUUGACUUGGAUGAAUAUCAUUUUAAAAAUGAUUUAUCCAACUAUAUGAUUACUGUUAAUUAUGAUGAGAAUACCACAAAACCUAUUGAUGCGUUGUUAUUGUUUCGUGUAGAACUCAACACACAUUCGACAUCAGAAUUGGUGCCUACAAUUUUGAAAUUUUCAUACAAAAAUAACAACAAUUGCAAUACUAAUUUAACAUUGAUCGACAACGAUACUCAAAUGGAAGUGAUACCGGCGAACAUUGAAAUGAAUAUGUAUAUGGUUCGUAAUACCACUAAGGGGUACUCGCUAAUAGCGUGGAUUUCGGAAAAAGUUCCAGAUUUGAAAAGCUUUACCUAUAAACUGGAAUUAUUUGGACGUCCGUACGAGAUAUUACACUCUUGCGGAACGCAAAGGGAUUAUAGUUCACAGAAAUACAAUCCAACUGUAUGUGAUAAUAUUUACACUCCCGAUUUUGUUAUUAAGCAGGUGAAAAAUAGGUUUUACAAGCCAAAUGCUGAGAACCUAUUGGCUAGGGCGAUACUGAACAUCGAAAAAGCAGCUUUAUACACAAUAUACUGUCAUCUAGAACACUUAGAUGAUGUAAUGAUGGAAAUUCGAGUAGUAGACAUAAAUCUUACUGCUGGUGAUCCAACAGUAUUUGCAUCGUAUCGUACACGCGGAAAAACAGCAAUGAUUCCAGCUAUAUUUUUAGAUCCAAAUGUCAACAACAAUUCACAAAUUGUGAAUUCUAAACAAUCACAAUCAAAAGAUUCUGUAACUGAAAACUCGACAAAAUUAGUAUUUGUAAUCGAGGUUAUUUUAAUCAAGAAUAUUGACAACGAUUACAUUGAUAUGAUAAAUGAUACAAACCAACAUGAUUGGACAAUUUCGUGCGCAUACGAUAAAAAGGUCACAGGUAUUACACUGGAAACAAGUGUUGUAGAUUAUAAUGAUUUCCGUUUUAUCAGUUCAAUACCACAUCAAAUUCCUCCACCUACUAUUUUACAGAAAUCAAUAAUCAAAUCAAAUUCAAAUGUUACCAACCAAAUCGAUAGUUCAACACCAAAUUUGAAUUACCAUGCAUUGUUUGAAUUCAUGACAGCCAGUCAAGAUAUAAUCAAAGAACGAAUCGUGGAUAAUCAUCCGAAUGAAUUAUUAAUUGAAAAAACAAUAGGACUAAUAAAUAAAAUAAAAGAAAUAACUACUCUGCAAGAUACUACCAUAAACCUUUUAAAUACAGAAAUGGAUAAUAAAACUGAAAGCCGUCAUAAUUUGGUGGAUGAAUUAAACAAACAGGUCUUAAGUUUCCUUCAACUUCAACGUAAUAAAUCGAAUAUGACCGUAAAACAAUCACGGAUGGCGAAAAAGAAGUCACGUGUCGCUUAG
Molecule: messenger RNA, 2538 nt
Organism: Macrosiphum euphorbiae (potato aphid)
Lineage: Eukaryota; Metazoa; Arthropoda; Insecta; Hemiptera; Aphididae
Source: the annotation of a GenBank genome assembly